AUAAAUCUAGAAAACGUAAGAUAAAGUAUUUACCGUUAACAUCGAGUAAUAUGGAUGACAUAUCGGUAUGAUCGAACAGGUAACGCGUGGAACCGAGUACAUACCGCAUCGACAUUUCCGUUGAAAGGAGACGAAAGAUAAAAAUCAGAGCAGCCAUCGGGUCAACAAACUCGGCUAACGUUUUCUCAGGAUCGCCCUUUGUGUCGAUCCAGCCGCGCGACACUUGCACACUUCGGUACAGUUAAUAUACAGCGCCGGAAUCAUGCUCGUAUAUCGUCUACGUGUACGGAUCGACAGGGUGAUCUUUGCGCGUAUAGACGCGCGAUGCGAACGAUUUAUCGAGGGUAGAGCUAAUCUUGCAACGUUUCGACUCGGAGUCGUUCAAUUUUACCGAAUUUCUCGGAGCCUCUCUUUGCUAGUACUUUGCUAGUCGAGCAAACGCGGUUGUUUCUUAAGAAUUUUACGAGCUCGAUAUUUCGUCGCGGAAAGUAUAGCAGCGACGUUGAUCGGCAUCGUGCUGGUCCAAAGUGACGCUUGGAGAUGGCAAGACAGGAGAGCAGGAGAGCAGAAGAGUAGGGGUCGAGAGAUUACGCGCGUCGCUUCGUGCGACUCGCGCGAGUAGAUCAACAUCUCGGAGCCGCGGCUCUCGUCGAAGCUCGAAAGAACUCGCUCAGUAUGAAUCGGGACAGCCAGCCGUCCACCAUGCUCAGACUCGUCGUUCUCUUGUUCGUUUGCGACGCGAUCACCGCCAACAACGAUACUCUCGGCAACCUGAUCUCGAACGAGGAGCAUUGGAAUCUAAAGAAACAGCCGGACAAUUGGUCCGCGUACAAUAGAACGUUGGACGAUCUGUACAAGGAUGCUGUUCAAGCUUACCUCGAGGAAGACUGGUCGCGUUGCAUCGACGACUUCAACGCUGUCUUGCAAGGGUACAAGAUUUACAGGCGCACGAUAGUCGGUUGUAGACAGAAAUGUAGAGCCCAGGCUGCUGGAACGGCUCCGAUCUUUCCCGAAAAUAUCGACGAUAUGCAUUUCUACGAGAAGAAGGUGAAAGAGACCUUGUGCCUCCUAAGAUGUAAUCAAGAGUACCGGGAGAUCGCCGGCUCGAGGGCGUUGAAAACGUUACCUCGCGACACAGAGCACAAGUUAAUUAAUCAUCGAGUGUACGAGUACCUGCACCUUUGUUACUAUCGGGAACGUCGAUACCAAGAUGCGGCGAACGCGUUGUUCACGUACCUGGUAAUAUAUCCGGAUCACGAGGCGAGCAUCGAAACGUUGAAGAAGUAUCUGACAUUGCCGGGCGUGCAACCGGAGGCGGUUGUAAACCUAGAAACGGCACCUUAUGUCAGCAUCUAUUUCCAAGGAGUUUCGGCUUACGAGAACGAAGACUACGCGCAAGCGGCGGCUCUUUUCGAGGCUUCGUUGAGCUCCUAUAUACAAUCCGAGGAAGAAUGUAGAUUUUACUGCGAAGGUCCGUUCGAUCAAGGCUGGCACCCGGAGUUCACUUCUUCAGUCGCUAAUCAUUUUACCUUCUGCUUGAGAUGCAAACGUGCCUGCUCUCAACGGCUGAACAACGUCAACGGCAAUUAUCGCAGAGACAUGCUCAAAAGUCACUACAACUAUUUACAGUUCUCUUAUUACAAACUGGGAAAACUGAAAGCAGCCUGUGCCGCGGUCGAAAGUUACCUGCUGUUCGACUCGCUCGACGAAACUAUGCAGAACAACAAAGCAUAUUACAGAGCCCAGCCAAAAGUCCAGGAAGAAUAUUUCACUGGCAGACAGGAAGCUGUCGACUACUUGAAGAGACAGGAAUACGAGUUGAGCCUUCUGCGUUACAUAUCGAAUGAGUUUUCAGUUAUCGACGCGAAAUUCUCCAAGAUGAACAAGAAGAAAAAAGAAGCUGAUCGGGAGAACGAGAAGAAGAAAGAAAUAGGAAAGCAAACGACUUCCGAAGUCGAAACGACGCUGCAUCCGGCGCCGGGUCAUUCGUCGGUCUCUCGGGCAAAAUUAUCGGACAACCUUUCCAAGAUACAAGAGGAAAGGCGCGAGAUAAACGAUACGAAGAAACUCGGGGUGAAGAACGUUACGUAUCUGUUGGCGAAAGAGGAAGAUCUCGGUGGGAAAAAUCGUUACGUCGCCGACGGUUUCCUCAACUCCACCGAGUGCGAAUCCUUAAUGAGGUUUGCUUCGAUGACCGCGGUGGAAGGAGACGGAUACAACGAGAACAAGAGUCCGCAUUCGAAAUACGAGAGAUUCGAGGGUAUAACUGUCGGAAGAACUGCCUUGAUGGUAUAUUUUGGACAAAUCGAACCGACAUGGUUGGAAAUGUUUCUGGAGAGCACCGAACAAGCGCGUGACCACGUGGAAAGGUAUUUCGGACUAGAUCGACAACUGUAUUUCACCUACACUCAUUUGGUCUGCCGCACGGCUUUAGCUGAUUCGCCGAUGGAUCGAAACGACUUGAGUCAUAAGGUUCACGGAGAUAACUGCCUUCUGACCGACUCGAAUACCUGCGUCCAGGACAGUCCAGCCUACGUUUGGAGAGACUAUUCGGCCAUAUUAUAUUUGAACGAUGACUUUCAGGGUGGCGAGUUUUUCUUCGCGACGAAUCAAACAAACCGUAAGUCGGACAUCGUCGUUUCGCCACGUUGCGGUCGUAUGGUAGCUUUCUCCGCUGGCGGAGAGAACCUUCACGGAGUACGCGGCGUUCUUCGGGGGAAGAGAUGCGCGUUGGCUCUAUGGUUUACUCAGGAUGCAAACUAUAUGGAAUACGAGAGAGUUUUGGCUCGUGCUAUCCUGAAAAGAGUUCGAUCGAUAGGACCUUUCCAAGGAAAACACGCUCCAGUACCUUUAAAGUACGAGGAUGUACUCGUCCAGCACAUCAACAGCGACGAGUCGUUGAAACGUUUCCUAAACAAUUCUUAAAGAAAGCGAACAGUAUUGUGCAACAAGUUCCAAUUAUUUAAAGAGUAAUAUAUUUGAAUUUAACGGUCUUUGUCUUAACUGGACCGAUAUCGAAUCCAAGGGACCUGAACGAACACGACGAAUUCGCGCGCUCGAAUAGACUCGCGAACGGCUUCGGGGGAGGCUAGAGUUCCUAAGGAGCAGAAAAAAUCGAACGACGUGGAGGAGCCUAGAGAUCAAGAAAUCGGGUAGAAUAGAUUUGAGGAACUAGCAGGGAUAACCGGUGUUCCUUUACCGAAGAAUCUUAGCCCGUGUUCGAAGGAACGCGGAUCGUAGUAGGAACCUAGACAGAGACGAGGAAGACGGCUGAUAGAAUACUGCUACUGUCCUUAUACUUCCCCUUAGCUAGUAGACUCUUGACCAGUAAAUUUAACGUUUCUGUACUUAUCCGUAUUAGUCUAACACUCUUUCGUUAUAUUUUCGUAACACUGCCAACACGUUCGUCGUACCCUUUAAAACGCACAAAACACGAUAACUUCUCUAAUCAAAAAUACAAAGAGGAUACCCAAAUAUACAUAAGAGGAUGUCCGUAGUCGCGGCAACCAAUAGUUUAUUUAUAUAAAAUAUCCUAAUCUUUAUUAGAACAUAGACAUUACAUGUCAACAGGCUUACAUAACCAUUCUAUGUAUCAUGUAACACGUGUAAUCGUAUUUAUUUCUUGUUUGUUCGUAUUUAUACUAUGUAUAAGAGCUAUAUACGCAAUUGCAUUGCAAUCCCGCAGUUUCGCGCGUCUUUUGCUGGCGUGACAUCGAGUCCUGUACACGCGAUUGCCUCUAUUACGCAUCGUGUUCGAAUCGAAACACACAAAUAACGCUCGUGUACAUAUUCCAGAAUCGUGUCGUGUUUGUACGUGUGUUGUGUGCGCGCGCGUGUGUACGUGUGUGUAUGUGUGUGUGUGAAACUGUUUCUCUCGAGUAAUCGAAUUAUCGUCGUUAUUAUUGCAACUAUAUGUAAAAAGCGGAUCGCCGUAAAAUCUAAAUUGUUCAUGUAAUUGUACGCAUAGGAAUCGAAAAGACGCACGCACGCUCGUUCGAUCGAUGUUACACGAAUAAAAACACGGUGGUUGAGCCACUUUUGAACGUCUUGAUCUUCGUAGGAUCAGUCGGGAAGAGAGUGAACGCGAUCAUUAACAUUAUUAUUAUUAUUAUGUUUCGUUACAAACGUUUAUUACGAAAUUAUAGUGACAUCUGCGUAUCACAGGAGAGCUCAGUCGAUUUUUUUUUUCGCAGGAACCACUCCAUAAUAAUAGUCCGUACGCUGUUUCUUUCUUUCGUUAAGGUUUCUUUCUCUAUCGCUACCUCGCAUAUUCGUACCAAACAUAAAUCUUUCUUUGCGAUGUUAGAAAUACACCUCGUAAAUUGUAAAAUGCUACGGACACGUGAUACAUAAAUGAAAAGAGUAAUAAAUGUAUAUUAUCAAGAAAGUUCUGUUUCGUUACAAAUCGAAUAAACACGAAUCAACAUCGGAUGGAGUGGUCAGCAAAUUUUCUUCGCAUUACUAAAGAUGGUAUUUCGUAUUGCUCUUCGUAGACGUUCGCUUCGUUUUCUGCUACUAGUGUACAACAUUGACAGUAAAAUGAAAGUAAUACAAAAUUCGUCGAAACAUACGCUCUAUCUUAAAACUGUAAAAUUAUUAUGAUACGCCGCGAUUAACGAUCGCUAGAAAACGAAAGACUUUCGUCGCGUUCGUCGUCCGGUAACUAAAACGAAAAACUGUUUAGAUCUUGAGAAUAGCGCUCUUUUAUCUACGAAUUUCUGCUGGUUUAGCUUACGAAGCAUAAUGCACUUUAGAGCCAGGUAACGAAUACCUGGCAACAAGCACCGUAAAUACUCGUGUAUGAAUUUCAACGACGUUAAUUCAAACUAAAAAAUACAAACAACGUAGAGAUUAUUUCGAAAAAACGAUACUUUUUCUCUGAUAGAAACAAAAUAAAAAGAUUAUUUCUAUGAAACUAUGCACGAAUAUGUACGGCCUAUUCGUCGACUUGUUGCCGAUAUCUAAGUCUGCAUAGAAGGAAGCAUCGUGUGUGCUGGACUACGUAUAUACGCGUACAGAGGGUGUACCAGUUUAUCGGUACGCUCAAUAGACCAUUCUGAAUGAAAGAGGUCAUACAUAUUAUACGUAUACGUAUAUUACGGUCAGGGUCUUGAUCCAUUCUGUUUUUAUUCGUUUCGACAAAUUUACGCGAUCCCGACAGAAAAUUACCUUUUUUCUUUUUUCUAUUUGAAGUAACAGUGUAAUUCGCGUUAAUACAGAAUCCUUGUUUUAAAAUAAAAUAUUAUCGAGUGGAGCAAGAACCGCGGCACACCGCGACACCCUGUACGCACAUGUAUAAUAUUCGAGCUCGUUUUCAGACUUGUUCUUAAAGUUAUUAUUUCGUUUUGUAUACGCACAUUCGCCCCGUAGUCGUUCGUACGCACACGGUUUCGAAGAAUAAGAGGAAAUUAGGCAAAUUCCUUGUGCUCCGAUUUGGUCGUAAACUUGAACGAGAAUUACUUUCGUACAGUACCGUUAAAGGCUUCCCUACAGAAAAUAUUUGAAUAACUCGAAUAAUUCAACUUACUAAUACUUAAAUGUUUACCUGCAGACGGUUUGUCCGUUUAAAAAUGACUAAAACACGUCGAUAAUGAAAUAAUGAUUUAUUUUCCCUAGGAAAGCCUAGUGCUCCGUGAUGCACGUAAAUAAAACGAUAUAAAUAUUUUGAAAAGCAUAAAUGUACGAGUUUGAAUAAACGCGCUUAGUCGACUGAAAAAAUGUAAAACUGCAGCGAAGAACGUCGCGUCGAUACCGAUGAUCGUAAUCCGUAACCGGCUGAAACUGACAUUCGGUUAAAUUUGUUACGACCAAAACAAAAAGUACGAUUCUAGGGCACAAGGAACCGAGAGACGCGGUAUCCCGAAUUCGUUUCCCCUUUACAAACGAAAUGCUCUGUAGAGUAGAUUCGUUCUUGAAUGUAUCAUAAAGUCGUAGCAAAAACGAUAAGAAAAACUGAAUAAAAGUAAACGAUAAAAAAUA
Messenger RNA from Megachile rotundata (alfalfa leafcutting bee), 5979 nucleotides. Its product is annotated as prolyl 3-hydroxylase 2. The record is from RefSeq and is a predicted model, not a curated record. Gene Ontology annotation, biological process: collagen fibril organization; collagen metabolic process. Lineage: Eukaryota; Metazoa; Arthropoda; Insecta; Hymenoptera; Megachilidae. Gene Ontology annotation, cellular component: endoplasmic reticulum. Gene Ontology annotation, molecular function: iron ion binding; oxidoreductase activity, acting on paired donors, with incorporation or reduction of molecular oxygen; protein binding.